AUGCACUCCCUCCCCAUUCCGCUCCCAAUCCUGCCAUACACCAGCACCCCAGACUUCAUCACGCAGCUCCAGACCUGGGACCACCACCUCAAGUCCCGCCCGCCGCCGACCGAGGCCCAGGUCGCCCGCGCGAUACGGCAGAGCUUGUAUGCGAGCCGCCUGCUGAGCUAUAAGGUGCUGGGCUACGAGAACGCGGGGAUCGAGGGGUCGAGCUGGGCUUGGAAAUACCUCCGGUAG
Morchella importuna is the source of this 237-nucleotide messenger RNA. RefSeq lists its product as uncharacterized. Bases 1 to 237 code for a protein of 78 amino acids. NCBI's taxonomy places the organism in Eukaryota, Fungi, Ascomycota, Pezizomycetes, Pezizales, Morchellaceae. The transcript is spliced from 3 exons. The record is from RefSeq and is a predicted model, not a curated record.